AUGACGCGGGUAUUCUCAAUAACUACUAUAUUUGUAUAUUUUCUUGUCUUUCAUUGGAGCUUUAUUUCAAAAACAGUUUCUAACAAAGAAGGAAAACAAGAUUUUCCGACAAAACUUUGUGGUGAUCCAAAAUGUGAAGUAACACUCUUCUCUUCAAAAUUUAUACGAGACUAUUCUCCCGCUGAGGGCGUAAUGAUGUUAACUGCAAAAGAGAAGGAUGAAGUUAAUGUUGUGGCUAUCAAAUUCUCAAAUAGGCCAGACUUUUUUGAGGCUAAGAAAGGAGAAGCGCGUGGUUUAAUUUAUAAGCAACAUAUUGAUGGCACACCUUUCAUACAAUUCUUGGAAAACGCACUAAAAAAUAAUUUGACACUUUUUGUUGUUGAACAGGAUACUAAAAAAUUUAUACGGGAAAUAAACGCUUUUCCUGAAUUAAUUAAAGAUUACACUGUUUAUGUAAAAGAGAUUAAAGAUUAUCAAGUUGAUAAGGAUCUAUUCGAGAAAGUUGCGUUGCUUGAUGGUGGAACAACACAAGAAAGAGCUAAAGAAAAAGUUAUUGCGAGUUCAGAAAGCACUGAGAAUCCAAAUAAAUUGAAUACAUUUGAUGGAGAAAAUCAAAAAUUAAAUGAAAAUGUAGAGAAGAAAAAUAAUGUUGAAGAAUCCAGAAAGGAUGACAAUAAAAACCCUUCUGUUCCUUUAGAAGUUUCUAAUCAAAAUUUAAAAAGUAAUGAAGAAAUAAAUAAAAAUCAACAAGAGCAAGCAAAUUUAAAUGAAAAUCAACCAUCAACAUCAGUAGAAAAUCAGGCGAAAAUAAAUGAGAAUCAAAUUGAUGAGACAAAAGGAAAAAAGGAAAAAAUUGAUGCGAAUAUUGUGACGGCUUUGAAUGAUUCUGAACCUGUUAAAUCUGAAGGAGCUAAAGAGGGGGAUGUCAAUACACAACAACAAUUGGUGAAUGAAAAGAAAAUUGAAAAUGAGAAUGUUGAACAAAAUUCGGAUGAAACACAAAAUUUGGAAGAAAAUCAAAAAUUAAAAGUUGAUGAGAAUAAAGAAGUCAAUGAUCAAGAAAAGAAUGAAAAGACAUAUAAACAAGUUAAUGCGCAACCACAAAUUCAAGUACCAACUACAGUCCAACCGCCAUUUUCAAGCGAACAACCUUCAGAACAUUCGCAACAACAACCUUUUUUAAAUUCAUCAGUUUCUAUAGACCCUCCCCUACCUCAACCUUCUAUUUCACCUGUAUCUGACCCUAUUGCCUCUCCGGAAGUAUUAAUCAUGCAGAAAGAUCAGACGAAAGAUGCUGGAGUUGAAGCGACAAAUAUGUCACCACCACCAGUUGUUCAAAAUCAAUCUAUGAAUCGGGCAGCUGAUGAAGAAAAAUCUGCGGAGUCAACUAAUAUUUUGAAUGUUAAGAAAGGAGAGGAUGAAAAGCCACAAAUUAAUGAUGUUAAAGGAAAGGAUGAAGAGCUACCCGUUUUAAAGAAAGGUGGAUUGGAACAACAAAAUAUGUCAGAAGAUCCAAAACCUUCUUUACGUGAAGAGACGGAUCCAUCAAAACAACCGGAAGUGCCUGAUAAGAAGAUUGAGCAGCCAAUGGAAAAUAGUCCUAAAAUUGAUGAUCAACAAAAAAGUACGGAACUUCCUCCACCAUCACCCCCUCCAUCACCUCUUGUUCCAAAUAUUCCUAUGGAUGAAAAGGCAAAUGGAAUUGACAACAUUAAAAUUAAAAUGAAGGAAGAUACUUCUGCUCAAAUAAAAAAUAAUAUAGAAAAUGUUAAUCAACAAUAUUCUCCUCCUCCACUACCACCACCUCCAUAUUCACCCCCUCCAUCACCUCCUGUUCCGAAUAUUCCUAAACCUCCGAUUGAGGUCGUACAACCAAACAUUGAGUUAAAUAAUAAUCCUCCUAUGGAUGAGAAACAACAGCAAGCAGCUACUCCUACUUCCGGCGAUCACAGCAACAUUGGAGAUUCAAAAGAGGAAAGCAGCAAAGAAAAUACUCCUAAAACAGAUAUAGGACAACAACAACAAACUGAUCCUAAAGCAGAUAUGGGACAACAACAAAACGAUCCCAUUAAAGAUAUGCAAGAGCAAAAAACUUUCCCAGAAGAUAAGUCUGAUUAUUGCUACAAAGACGAUUGUAAAAAAUUGGACAAUAUUCCUUCUGACACAGAAAAAUCUCCUUUUGAUUCAAAAAUUCGCAAAAUGUUUAGAGAAACGAUGGCUUCAAUUAAAGGACUUUUGCCUGAACCUUUAUGUUAUUUUGAAGAUACUGGAUUGAUAAUUAUUGCUUUUGUGUUGAUAUCUAUUCUUUUGCAUCUUACAAAUAUGUUGUUUUCUAAAAGUGUUGGCCCUGAUCCAUUUGACCACCGUCUUUUACAUGAUUGUAUUACACGUUUAAAAGAACAAGAAGUAAUUAUUGAACAAAUGAAUGCUAAUGCUGCAGAUAAUCAACGUUUAAGAGAAAUUGCUAACAAUGCUGAACAACUACAAAGAGAAAAUAAUAUUUUGGAGGAAAAGAUUCAUAUUGCUGAUGAAGAAAUAUUAGAAUUGAAGAAGGAAAAUGGAGAACUUAGAAAAUCGUUAAUGAGUAUUUACCAUGAAUUGGAACAAAGCAAAAAUUCUGUUGGCGAGCUUAAGAAGAGUUUGGACAACAAGGAGGCUUUGCUUAAGAGCACCGAAUCAGAACGUCAACGAAUCGAAGCAGAACUUGACCAAACACUUUCUAAAUUAUCACAAACUCAAAAUAGAGAAAAAUAUUUGGAUGAAGAUUUAAAGGAAGCAUUAACAAAAAUAGAUAAAUUAAAAAUUGAAUUGGAAAAUUCUUUAAAAGAAUUACAAAAAUGGCAAAAUGAAUAUACAGAAAAGAAGGCAGAAGUUGAUGAAUUGUUGGAAAUUAUUGCUGAAUUUAAUAAUAAAAAUAUUGAAAAGGAAGAAAAGAAAUUUAAUAAGAAGAAUAUUAAUAGAGGGUCUAAUGAUUCAGUUAGCCCUGAUUCUCCGCCUGAACAAAUGGUUGAAUCUGGAGAAUUGGACGUAGAUAAUGGAGCAGGUUCAGGUGGUAGUGCUGGUUGGUCAGACCUUGGAGAUGGAAUUGAAAUUACUGGAAAUGAUUCAGAACCAAAAGUUGGGGAGAAAAGUCCGCCAAAACAAAAGAAGUCUUUAACUAAAGAUGAACAAAUUUCUGAAGAAAUUGUUGGGGAAGAAAAUGUUAAGGAAAAGAAGAAAGAAGGUGAAGAUAAAAAUUCUACAAAAUUGGUUGAUAUUUUGGAGAUGGCUAAACUUAAAGGGAAGCUUCGUUCUUUGGAGACUGAAAGAGGACAAUUAAAAUUUUCUCUAAAAAUUGAAAAAGAAGAAAAAGAAAAUUUACAAAAAGAAUUGGAUCGUCUACGACAAGAAAUUGUUGAAAAAGAGCGUGAUUCUGAACAGAGAGAAUUGGAUAGACAUGGACUUACUCAACAAUGUUCUAAAUUAUUACAAAUGAUUGAAGAAAAAGAGAAAAAAGUAGAAUAUAGUGAAAAUGAACGCGAAAGACUUCGUUCUCGUUUAUCAGAAAUUGAAUUGGAAUUGAGACGUGUUGAGGAUGAAAGAAGAGAAUUGGUACAUAAACAUAAAGAAUUGGAACAAUCUUUGAAAAGAAGUAAUGAAUUAAAUGGAAAAUUGGAAAAUAAAUUGUUUCAUGAAGAAAGAAAAAUGAAUGCAAAAAUUAGGCAAUUGGAAGAGCAGUUAAUUACAGCAAAAUCUUCAUUAAGUCCAUUAAAUUUAAGUGCUGGUGGAGGUGUUAGCAGCGAUUUAAAUAUGAGUGGAAAUUCUUCUGAUCGUGAUUUUAUUCCUUUAAAUGGACCUGAAGGAGAAGAUGCUAGUGGUGGUCAAGUUGAGAGAAGUAUGGUCCCAAGCCUUUGGUCUGAAAUUGAGGCUUCGGAGCCUGUUGAUGAAUUAGUCAACCUCGAGCGAAAGGCCAGCAUGCGUCGACGUAGAAGUGCUGCUCGUGAAUCUCCCUUCCUAGGAGAUAUUGUUCACAUAUCAAGCUCUGGACGUGAAGAACGUUUCAAUACUUCAAAAUAUUCUUCUGUUUCUUCUACAGCUGCUCCACGUCAAAGAAUGCGUUCUCGUUCAGCUGGAAGGCAAUCUGCUCGUCUUACUGGUGUUUCAGCGACAAAUCCUCUCUACAAUACUACAAGUUCAAUUGGUGCUUCAACAACUUCAUUAAACCGUCAAAGAGCAUCAGUUUUACCGACAGGAAAGAGUUCUCCAUACAGAAACAUGAUUGAAAGGCCAGCUUCUACACGCCCUCGAAAUAAUUUGUAUACGACUACAUCUGCUGGAGCAAUGUCAGGAGGAGCUUAUUCUUCAGAUUCUAAUGGUGCUUCAAGUCCUCCUCCAGAGAUGCCUCUUCUUUCUGGCGUUCCUCCGCCUGGCUUAAACAAAAGACCUGCUAUUAUUUUACCACAAAGGAUGCAAGUACAUUUACAUAAACCUGCGAAUAUUUUACCUAAAUAA
Meloidogyne enterolobii is the source of this 4491-nucleotide messenger RNA. The record is from the annotation of a GenBank genome assembly. NCBI's taxonomy places the organism in Eukaryota, Metazoa, Nematoda, Chromadorea, Rhabditida, Meloidogynidae.